AUAUGCUCGUAACAACUUGAAAGUGAAAUGGUGACUUACAACUAAAUUCAGAUCCAUGUUUAAUAUUCAAACAUUUAAAGUUUACAAGACGUGGCCCUGCUGAAUCCUGGAGAUGAGUUAGUCUGGUCAAUGAGAAGAAGCCCUUUUGCACUAAUCAUUUUAUCAUUUUCUUAAUCCAUGUUUGUUAUGAUCAGACUCACAGCUUAAUUAGUUGGGUUUAUCUCUGUAUGGGUAUAUAUAUAGAGGGGCUGAUGAGUUGUUCUCUUGCAGGUUUCAGCUGAUUAUCUGAGCUAGAAAAUGAGAGAAAUGUAUUGGGGUUGGUCUGUAGUGGCAGCCACCCUCUUGUUCAUUUGGUUUGCUGCCAAGUUUGUGAUCAACAAGAAGAAGAAUGUGGGCGGAGAAAGAUCAUCAGUAGUGUACAAAAUGCCGCCGGGGAGUAGAGGUUGGCCUUUGAUCGGCCAUAGCUUAAGUUGGUACAACUCGGUUGCAGGUCCUCAUCCUCCUCGCUUUGUUCACCAGCAGGCUCUAAAGUUUGGGAAGAUAUUUUCUUGUAGUCUGUUUGGUAAAUGGGCAGUUGUGUCUGCAGACUCGGGCUUUAACAGAUUCAUCAUGCAAAAUGAAGGCAAAUUGUUCCAGUCCAGUUACCCGAAAUCUUUCAGAGAUUUGGUUGGGAAAAAUGGGGUGAUUACAGUGCAAGGAGAGCAACAAAGGAAACUGCAUAGCAUCGCAUCCAAUAUGAUGCGGUUGGAGAAGCUUAAGUUUCAUUUUUUGAAGGAUAUUCAAAUGAUUAUGCUGCAAACCUUGGGCAAUUUUGCUAACAAUCAAGUUAUUCUCCUUCAGGAUGUUUGCAGAAAGGCAAAGUCUGAUACUUAAAUCAUUGUGCAGGUGGCCAUUAACCUGAUGGUGAAUCAACUGCUGGGUGUGUCUACUGAGUCUGAAAUCAACCAAAUGGCUCAACUGUUCUCUGAUUUCGUUGAUGGGUGUCUCUCUAUUCCAAUCAACUUUCCGGGUUUCGCUUUCCACACUGCCAUGAAGGCAAGGGAGGCUAUAAUAAGCAAAAUCAACAGGAUAAUACAGAUGCGCCGACAGCAAAACUUAUCAUCGAAAGAAGGUGAUGGUGUACUUGGAAGACUAAUAGAGGAAGAAAGCUUGGGUGAUGAUGCAGUAGCUGACUUCAUUAUCAAUCUUCUGUUUGCUGGGAAUGAAACAACAGCUAAAACCAUGCUCUUUGCUGUUUAUUUCCUCACUCACUGCCCUAGGGCAAUGAAGCAACUACUGGAUGAGCACUGUAGUAUAAGAAGCAGGCCUAUCAAUGGAGAAGAAGAGCUACUGACAUGGCAAGAUUAUAAAGCAAUGCCUUUCACUCAAUGUGUGAUUGAUGAAACACUUAGACUUGGGGGCAUUGCAAUAUGGUUGAUGAGGGAGGCAAAAGAAGAUGUUAAAUACCAAGAUUAUGUGAUUCCCAAAGGGUGCUUUGUGGUACCCUUUCUUUCAGCAGUGCAUUUGGAUGAGAAUAUAUACAAGGGAGCUCUCUCCUUCAAUCCUUGGAGAUGGAUGGAACCUGAAAAUCAAGAAAAAAGAAAUUGGAGGAGCAGUCCAUUAUACAGUCCAUUUGGAGGAGGGGCUAGAUUUUGUCCAGGAGCAGAGUUGGCUCGUCUUCAAAUUGCACUCUUUCUCCACUACUUUGUUACCACUUACAGGUGGAGGCAGAUGAAAGAAGAUAGGAUGUCAUUUUUCCCAUCUGCUCGUUUAGUGAAUGGCUUCCAAAUUUGCUUAACCAGAAGCAGCUGCCUAGUUUGAGAUAUUUUCAUUUGUUUCUCUUUUUUAUUAUUUCACUGUCACUGUCACUGCAUCCCAUGUGUAUAUUAUUUUGAAAUUAAGGCUUUGUCUCUCAUACAAAA
Molecule: messenger RNA, 1901 nt
Organism: Vitis vinifera (wine grape)
Lineage: Eukaryota; Viridiplantae; Streptophyta; Magnoliopsida; Vitales; Vitaceae
Product: abietadienol/abietadienal oxidase
Exons: 9
Biological process (GO): brassinosteroid homeostasis; sterol metabolic process; multicellular organism development
Molecular function (GO): oxidoreductase activity, acting on paired donors, with incorporation or reduction of molecular oxygen; monooxygenase activity; heme binding
Source: RefSeq, a predicted model, not a curated record